Drosophila busckii is the source of this 1873-nucleotide messenger RNA. RefSeq names its product puff-specific protein Bx42 (gene Bx42). Gene Ontology annotation, biological process: mRNA splicing, via spliceosome. Lineage: Eukaryota; Metazoa; Arthropoda; Insecta; Diptera; Drosophilidae. The transcript has 3 exons. The record is from RefSeq and is a predicted model, not a curated record. Bases 135 to 1781 code for a protein of 548 amino acids. Gene Ontology annotation, cellular component: spliceosomal complex.
UUGGUCACACUUUUGUGUAACUGUGUUCUCGUGUAUGUGUGUGCUGCGUUUUUCUCGUUUUUACAACGUUUGUUAGUAAAAAUCCGUCAUAAAAGCUCUGUUGCAGGAAUAUUAGAGCAAAAAACAGAGCUGAUAUGUCGUUAUCAAGUCUUCUUCCCACGCCCGUCAACGCCGUUUGGGAUCGUGAAGAUGAGCGUCGUCUGGCGGCCAAGGGUGCUCCAAUGAUUGGUGCGCUGGUAUCCGCAAAAAUUGCAGCGCCACCCUAUGGACAACGCAAGGACUGGAUACCACGCACUGAAGCUGACUUUGGUGAUGGCGGUGCUUUUCCCGAAAUACAUGUAGCACAAUAUCCUCUGGGACUUGGCGCGCCUGCCAAUAUGGGGAAGAAAUCGGAUGCAUUGGCUGUGCGUCUGGAUGACAAGGGCAAAGUCAAAUACGAUGCAAUUGCACGCCAAGGACAUGGCAAGGACAAAAUUGUAUAUUCAUCAAUAACACAACUGCUGCCUGCUGAAGUUUUGGCCGAAGAUGCCGAUGAGUUGCAGCGUCCCGAUGAGGAAACAGUGGCUGAGACAACAGAAGAUACACGACUUGCUUUGGAAAAAUUGACAAACCAAAAGAUCACAUCGGCACUUCCAGUGCGUGCCGCUCAGAAAGCAGCUCCUGCACAGUAUAUACGCUAUACACCCUCACAGCAAGGCGAUGCAUUUAAUUCGGGCGCCAAGCAACGCGUCAUACGCAUGGUGGAGGCUCAGCUAGAUCCCAUGGAGCCGCCAAAGUUCCGCAUAAACAAAAAGAUUCCACGGGGACCACCCUCUCCACCUGCACCCGUUUUGCAUUCACCCUCACGCAAGGUAACAGUGAAGGAGCAAAAGGAAUGGAAAAUACCGCCCUGCAUAUCCAACUGGAAGAACGCCAAAGGUUAUACCAUACCACUGGACAAACGUCUGGCUGCAGAUGGACGUGGCCUGCAGCAGGUACAUAUAAAUGAGAAAUUCGCCAAGAUGGCAGAAGCUUUGUAUAUAGCAGAUCGUAAGGCACGUGUGGCUGUGGAGGCGCGCGCACAACUGGAAAAGAAGUUGGCACAAAAGGAGAAGGAGAAAAAAGAGGAUAUGCUGCGAAUGAUGGCGCAACGUGCACGUGAGGAACGUGCUGGCCUACGUAAUCCCGAUUUGGAUGCCAUACCAAGCUGUUCUAAUGGCGGCGGGGUCGAGGCACGCGAGCGCAAUGAUCUGCGUGCGGAGCGACAGCGCGAGCGUCAACGGGAUCGUAAUCUACAGCGUGCAGCACCCGACAAGCGAACCAAAUUGCAGCGUGAACGCGAACGUGACAUUUCCGAACAAAUUGCGCUGGGCUUGCCCGCCAAGAGCGCUGGCAAUGGAGAGACCCUCUUCGAUCAGCGCCUUUUCAAUACCACCAAGGGCAUGGACUCUGGCUAUGGCGAUGACGAGGCAUACAAUGUGUAUGACAAGCCCUGGCGUGAUUCCAAUACGCUGGGCGCACACAUCUAUCGUCCCAGCAAGCAGGCAGAUAGCGAUAAUUAUGGCGGUGAUCUGGAUGCCAUUGUCAACACCAAACGCUUUGUUCCCGACAAACAGUUUGCCGGCGCUGGCUCACGUGACGCGCCCACAGCUCAACGCAGUGGUCCAGUUGAGUUCGAAAAGGAAGAGGAUCCCUUUGGCUUGGACAAAUUCUUGAAUAUGGCCAAAAAAGCGCCAAAGCGUGCUGAGGAGAAAACUGCAAGCGGCAGCCAUUCCGAACGCAAACGCAGCCGACGGGAUUAAGACUUAAACUUAUAUUCGCAAUAUAAUCUUUUUUCUAAAACUUAAACUAACAUAUUGGAAGUUACAUAAAUUCAAGAAAUACAUUUAAAUAU